Molecule: messenger RNA, 2897 nt
Organism: Pisolithus orientalis
Lineage: Eukaryota; Fungi; Basidiomycota; Agaricomycetes; Boletales; Pisolithaceae
Product: fungal-specific transcription factor domain-containing protein
Exons: 15
Coding region: 67-2685 (872 amino acids)
Biological process (GO): DNA-templated transcription; regulation of DNA-templated transcription
Molecular function (GO): DNA binding; DNA-binding transcription factor activity, RNA polymerase II-specific; zinc ion binding
Source: RefSeq, a predicted model, not a curated record
UCAUCUCCCCUCCUUCACUGCCCCAUCAGCCCUCCCCUCCUCUUUAGUCCUGGGGAACCUCAUUGGAUGCCUGUGUCCCUCUGUUCCCCAGCUGCAAUGGACACCCACAUACUCAACGAUCCGUCAAAAAAGCGUCGGAAGGGGGCCACUCGUCUGUCGUGUGCGGAAUGCAGACGACUCAAACUCCGCUGCGAUAGACAGAUUCCCUGUGGAUCUUGCGUUAAACGUGGUUGUGGUGCUAUCUGUCCCGACGGGUCUCUCACAACCGGCCAGGGGAACAGGUUCGUCCUGGCCUCCACGACUGAACUCCACGACAAGAUAUCCGAGCUGUGCAAUCGUGUUCGUCAACUAGAAGAUGCCCUCAGAAUUUCCCAUUCCAUGGUGUCGGGCGACCGUCAUCCUCUGCUCUCGGAAGAGCUUCUUCAGAUCAAAGCCCCAUUGCAGCGGGAACCUCCGAGCCUCCGAAAUGUCUCUAAAAACGAAGUUAAGCGGGAGGACCAAAAUAGUGAGGUCGUGGACGCUUUUGGCUCAUUAUCCAUCAAUGCCGCUGGCGGAGCGAACUAUCAUGGAUCCAUUGCAAACUCUUGGUAUUUCCUCCAGAACGAAGUUUCGGACGGUCCGGGAAGCGACUCAGACCGCUUGAAUGUUCUUAAAAGUUUGCUCUCCCCCAUGAUACUGGGCCGGAGCGGAGCAUUUCCAAUUGUGCCUAGUUCUCAACAUCCACCCGUGGCAGAGAGCGAAGACCUGCGCCAGAUAUUUUGGAACCUGCCCGAAGCGUCAAAGGCGCAAGUCCUUAUUCAAUCCUAUUUUCGGCUGGGCACUUGGAUAUACAACCCCAUAAGCGAGCAGGACUUUAACGAAGAGAUUUAUCAUAUAUUUUACGAACGAAACGCCCAUCCGGCAGCAGAUGAUCCGCUCGUUUCGCACAAGCUCUCAGUGAUGUUCAUAGUCUUGGCUAUUGGGACCUUUAUGAAUACCCAAAUACCAGCGUACAGCAUUGACGCUGAGAAGUACUACCACCUCGCCCGUGCAGCGCUCUUUCAACGCUCUCUCCUCGAUAACCCAACAGUCAGCGCUGUGCAAGCACUGUUCUUGAUGACUUUCUAUCUCUUCCUUUCGGAUCGACAUGGCUCGAGUUCUGGCUCUCGAUGGGUCAUGAUGGGCACCACAAUCAAAAUUGCUCAAAGUAUUGGCCUUCAUCGUGACCCCAGCAAAUGGCUCACUGACGCGAGGGAGAUCUUGCGCCGCCGGACCCUAUUCUGGGAGCUGUAUACCUAUGACUCUUGGCAAUGCAUCACUUUGGGCCGUCCACCAUCUUUCAAUUUGGCCCAUAUAGACUGCAAGUUACCCUCCGCGGGGGAUGAUGAUGAUUCAUUCCACACUUGGAAACAUCGCUUCACUUCGGAAUGUAUGAGUGUCAUCCACGAUCAAGCGUUCGGUGCAAAGACUCCAUCAUACGACACUGUUCUACAUUUGGACCGAAAGUUACGGGCGUUCCCUGUGCCGCCUAACCUUCAGGUGGUUGGUUUCGGAGGUUCGGCCAACUCUACCGAACCACGUCAUCAAGACAGUGUAUUAGUGAUAUUACAACGGCACAUCGUGCUCGCGAUACGAGAAAUGAAUCUCUUGUCCCUUCAUCGGAGCUUCUUCGCGCGCGCACUCACUGACCAUCCGAAGGAUCCGCUUGGAAGCUCCUACGGAACAUCUGUCAUCGCGGCCUAUCGUAGCGCAGGAUCUCUCGUAGCCCUCAUGCGGAAUUUGCAUACACAGAUCAAGGAACCGAGUGAGCGGAUUUGGUUCCUAUGGACUCACAUGUUCUCCUGCGCGAUUGUAUUGGGAUCCGUUGUUACUCGAUGUCCUUCGAUGAGCCUGGCUCCGUCGGCACUUGUCCAGCUGGACUCUGCAUGUGAACUUUUCUCGAAAACUGCCCACGGCUUCCGUGCACAGCCUGUCUUGGACAUCAUGAUGACGCUGCGUGAAAAGGCACACCACAGCCUGGAAGAGUACCGCAGCGGCAAGGUGCCCCCAAUUACGAGGCAAUUGUCAAGCCAGUCCGAACCGCGUUCGCCGUUCAAUGAGAAUGACGAACUUGUACUCUGCGGAAAGACAAGACUCGUCGACAAAAAGGACUCGGUGACACCGUCACCGCCAAUGCUGCCGUCUGCCGUGCUAGAUCACUCGCCGACAUCAUUCAACCCUGUUGUUCCGCUACCACUUGCGACAUCCGGAGGUAAUCAAGUUCAUCCUUUCCUUGUGGACUACCUACGCAGUUUUUCGAAUGCGCCUAAUAACCAAUACCACGGCAACGGGCAGAUGAAUGGCAACGUGUCCUAUGGAAUGAACUCCCCAUCGCAAGAACAUCCUUUCCCCCAGGAAUCGUUACUUGCGUCGUCGACACCACCCUCUUACACCGGUGGAGAAUACGAUGACUGCCAGAUGGCCGUACAACCUAUGGAGUUGGUUUCGGGACAGUUCCCGUCCUAUUUCCCCGUGUACGACUACUCGUACGGCGGUGGCAAUAGUGUGAAUGGGUACAGCCAAAGGAACGGGAGUGGGUCACAUGUCAACGGGGCCGGCGUGCAAGUGCCCGGAAGGGGGAUAUCACCAGAGGGCAACAUGAUGCUGAAUGCGUGGCAAGAAUUCGUGGAUUCAAGUGUAAGUAGUAAUGUAACAUUUGGCAACUGAGUUGCGUCUCUGGUGUAUUUUUGCUUGGGACUUUGUGCACCCGUUUGUGCUGCUCUUUCUUGCUCAUCUUGGCUGUGUACCUAUCUAACUACAUAUAUCACCUCGAAUAAUCGCACGUUGCGAAAUGUUGCAUAUUGUCGCCGUUGUUUGUAUGACAUCCAUUUGUUGACUUCUUGGACCUGGCGCUCGACGUAAACAAUGGCAAACAGCAU